GACGUCACCACGUCAAUCCGGGAUGGAGUCACGGGAAGAAGCGGUCUGAGGUUCCCAGGUCUCCGUGGUGUCUCGGUUGUGUGGCUCUGAGAGACUCCGACCGACACUCAGUGCAGUGAAGGUCUCGCCUCACCCCCCCACCGCCCCAUGGGCUGCCCGCGAGCGAUGGGGGGCGCGGGCCGGCUGCCCCCGCGCGUCCUCGAGCUCAUCCUGUCGUUCGUGGAGCUGGCCGACCUGGGCCGCUGUGCGCGCGUGUGCCGCCACUGGCAGCGCUGCCUGGAGGACGAGGGCAGCGAGGUGUGGCGGGCAGCCUGCGCACGCCUGCUGCCCCACGACGCGCUGCAGGGGGACCUCCUGCGGGCAGUGCCCACCUACAAAGCCAAGGUGCGCUCGCUGUGCCACGCGUGGAACCCCGACGACUGCUCCCGCAACGUCUUCAUCAAGCGCAGCGGCUUCACGCUGCACCGCAACCCGGUGGCUCAGAGCACGGACGGCGCGCGGGCCCGCCUCGGCUUCACGGAGGGCCGCCACGCCUGGGAGGUGUGGUGGGAGGGGCCCCUGGGCACGGUGGCCGUGGUGGGCGUGGCGACGCGCCGCGCCCCCAUGCAGUGCCAGGGCUACGUGGCCCUGCUGGGAUCCGACGUGGAGAGCUGGGGCUGGAACCUGGUGGACAACAGCCUCCUGCACGGCGGGGAGGUCACCGGGAGCUUCCCGCAGUGCAACAACGCGCCCAAGUACCAGAUUGGCGAGCGCAUGCGCGUGCUGCUGGACAUGGAGGAGCGCACGCUGGCGUUUGAACGUGGCCACGAGUUCCUGGGCGUGGCGUUCCGCGCGCUGCCCAAGGCGCGUCUCUUCCCCGCCGUGUCGGCCGUCUACGGCAACACCGAAGUCUCCAUG
Molecule: messenger RNA, 897 nt
Organism: Lethenteron reissneri (Far Eastern brook lamprey)
Lineage: Eukaryota; Metazoa; Chordata; Hyperoartia; Petromyzontiformes; Petromyzontidae
Gene: FBXO45
Product: F-box protein 45
Biological process (GO): synapse assembly involved in innervation; proteasome-mediated ubiquitin-dependent protein catabolic process
Cellular component (GO): SCF ubiquitin ligase complex; synapse
Molecular function (GO): protein binding
Source: RefSeq, a predicted model, not a curated record